Molecule: messenger RNA, 2241 nt
Organism: Zea mays
Lineage: Eukaryota; Viridiplantae; Streptophyta; Magnoliopsida; Poales; Poaceae
Product: Glucose-1-phosphate adenylyltransferase
Exons: 10
Coding region: 365-1918 (517 amino acids)
Biological process (GO): glycogen biosynthetic process
Molecular function (GO): glucose-1-phosphate adenylyltransferase activity
Source: RefSeq, a predicted model, not a curated record
AGUUCUAUUUUUAUUUGGCCUUAACAGUACUGUUAUAGUGUUAGGAACUCAUAUCCUCCUAAUAACCUUUUCUACGUAUCAGCUGUGAGUACAUGAGUGAUCUUCUUCCUCUUGCACGUGCCAUCAACAUCAUGUCAAGCGAGAUCAUUUGCCACGAUAUUACUGAAAGUAGAGUUAAAAUCGCACAGCCACACGAGCAGUCUGACCACCACCCCUUCCCGGCCGGACCGUGUGUCAGUGUGGAGAUGGCCACUCACUCACCGAUCUCGCUUCCACCUCCACGCCAGAGGCAACGGGCUCCCCGCCGUGAGCUCUUCGGCCACGCGGGCGUCUUGCCUCCCUCGUCCUUCCUCACCGCAGGAGGAUGGCCGCGAUAGCCUCAGCUUCGCCCAGGACCCUGAUCCCUCCGCGGCCGCGCCACCACGGCGCCGCGCCCUCCCCAUCCACCUCCGACGUCUCCUCGCUCCGACUCCUCCGCGCGCACCCGCGCCACGUCCGACGCAGCCGCGGAGUGUCCAUCUCGAUGCCCGUGGCGCGGAGCCGGUCGUUCGUCUUCUCCCCGCGCGCGGUGGCUGACUCCAAGAGCUCCCAGACCUGCCUGGACCCCGACGCCAGCACGAGUGUUCUUGGAAUCAUUCUGGGAGGUGGUGCUGGGACUAGAUUGUACCCCUUGACAAAGAAGCGUGCCAAGCCUGCAGUGCCAUUGGGUGCCAACUAUAGACUGAUUGAUAUUCCUGUCAGCAAUUGUCUCAACAGCAACAUAUCCAAGAUCUAUGUGCUAACGCAAUUUAACUCUGCUUCCCUCAACCGUCACCUCUCAAGAGCCUACGGGAGCAACAUUGGAGGGUACAAGAAUGAAGGGUUUGUUGAAGUCUUAGCUGCACAGCAGAGCCCAGAUAAUCCAAACUGGUUUCAGGGUACUGCAGAUGCUGUAAGGCAGUACUUGUGGUUGUUUGAGGAGCAUAAUGUGAUGGAAUUUCUAAUUCUUGCUGGCGAUCACCUGUACCGGAUGGACUAUGAAAAGUUCAUUCAGGCACACAGAGAAACAAAUGCUGAUAUUACCGUUGCUGCCCUACCGAUGGAUGAGAAACGUGCAACUGCAUUUGGCCUCAUGAAAAUUGAUGAAGAAGGGAGGAUCAUUGAGUUUGCUGAGAAACCGAAAGGAGAGCAGUUGAAAGCAAUGAUGGUUGACACCACCAUACUUGGCCUUGAUGACGUGAGGGCAAAGGAAAUGCCUUAUAUUGCUAGCAUGGGUAUCUAUGUUUUCAGCAAAGAUGUAAUGCUUCAGCUCCUCCGUGAACAAUUUCCUGAAGCCAAUGACUUUGGAAGUGAGGUUAUUCCAGGUGCAACCAGCAUUGGAAAGAGGGUUCAGGCUUAUCUGUAUGAUGGUUACUGGGAAGAUAUCGGUACCAUUGCGGCAUUUUAUAAUGCAAACUUGGGAAUAACCAAGAAGCCAAUACCAGAUUUCAGCUUCUAUGACCGUUUUGCUCCAAUUUAUACACAACCUCGACACCUGCCACCUUCAAAGGUUCUUGAUGCUGAUGUGACAGACAGUGUUAUUGGUGAAGGAUGUGUUAUUAAAAACUGCAAGAUAAACCAUUCUGUAGUUGGACUCCGAUCUUGCAUAUCUGAAGGUGCUAUCAUAGAGGACAGUUUACUAAUGGGUGCGGACUACUAUGAGACAGAAGCUGAUAAAAAACUCCUUGCCGAAAAAGGUGGCAUUCCUAUUGGUAUUGGGAAAAAUUCAUGCAUCAGGAGAGCAAUCAUUGACAAGAAUGCUCGAAUUGGAGACAAUGUUAAGAUACUCAAUGCUGACAAUGUUCAAGAAGCUGCAAUGGAGACAGACGGGUACUUCAUCAAAGGUGGAAUUGUCACAGUGAUCAAGGAUGCUUUACUCCCUAGUGGAACAGUUAUAUGAAGUGAACGUGCGACAUGCAGCUGUGUGUCUCGACAUUCGACAAUGAUCAGCACCUGGUUACAUGCGUGAUCUGCAGAUCAGUCUGUUGGAGAUCAUCGGAGCAAUAAAAGUGUCAUCCAAGGCAUUUUUUCUUUCUUUUUGCUCUUUUGUGUCCUUCAAUGUUGUAGGGUAGAAUGUUGUAGCAGCAAAUGUUAGUUACAUGUUGAAUCGACAUUGGGGGCCUGGAUUUGGGGAUACAUCAUGCUGUAAAUUGAUCAGUUUAAUUACCAUACUGUGCUGCUUUGAGCGAAGCCAUGGAGACCAUGCUCCACUUUUGUGCCUGA